Rotaria sp. Silwood1 is the source of this 2700-nucleotide messenger RNA. NCBI's taxonomy places the organism in Eukaryota, Metazoa, Rotifera, Eurotatoria, Philodinida, Philodinidae. The record is from the annotation of a GenBank genome assembly.
AUGUCACGAGAAUCAAGCUCGUCACCCGAAUCAAGCUCGUCAUCCCGAUCAACAAAAGAUAUACUCAAAGACCUAUGCACUUAUACUGUAUCGUCAGCUGAUCCAGGGGAUCGUUUACCACACGACUGUUAUAUGAUCAUGGUUGGUCAUUUGAAGAGUCAAGAGCACAUGAAGAUGUUGUUGGACAUGAGUGAAUCACAAGGAAUAUCGUCGACGAAAGAAGGAGAUGAAGAUCAAGCAGAAUAUGCAGUAUUGAAAUCCGAAAAUGUUGAAUCAAUUUUGGAGCACAUCAAAUUAACAGGAAAGACUGAACAGCUUGAAAGCCAGCGUAAAAGUCAUUUCGUCUAUGAAGAUAAUUUUAAUUCUUCUCUGACUACUAUGAUGGAAACACGAUCAUCAUUCGAGAAACUUAAAAAGGUUUGUCGUAUAUAUGAACACCGCGAAGGAGUUAAUGUGGAUAAAGUGAUGGCUGAACAUGAGAACCGUGCGAAUGCGUCACACUCGUAUUUUUGUGAAAGAAAAGUGCCACCUGACGAAGCCAAAGCUUUAGCAUUCUCCAUUGCCUUCUAUACGGGUUCGAAGAGUGAAGCAUGUAAUCGUGGUGCCAGUCUUAUCGCUCGCAAAAGUAAUGGGCAAGUCCUUGAAGGUGACGUAGAAAACGAAAUAAACGAAGCAGCUAUUAUUCUUUAUUAUUUGGUGAAAGCACUUUCAUACAUCCCUUUUUACUGGGGAUAUGUUACUCGAGCUUGUCAGCUUACAUACGAUGAAUUGAAACUCUACGUACCUGGCGCUUUAAUCACUUGGAUCCAGUUUAGUAGUUCAAAAAAAGGUAAAAAAGCAGUUAAUUCGAAAGCUUUUAAAGAUCGAAAUGUACUUUUUAAAAUCUUCUCGUUAACUGGUCGUCCCAUCAAACAUUUUUCUAAUUAUCCGGAAGAAGAUGAAAUUUUAUUUCUGCCCCAUUCUACCUUUCUUGUUUUCAACCACAAAACGUAUUAUAAAGAGAGAAAACAAGUAAUCUACAUGCGACAAGUCGAACUGGGUUUAUGCACAUGGUCCGUGUUGUGGGUUGAUGACCGCAUAUUUGAUGAAAAUUGGGAGAAUAAACAACACAUGGAAUAUGCAGCAAUCAAUGCACUUGAUAUAAAUGUGCAUUUUAUUCCGAAAUCGUCCACUGAUAGUGCUCUAUCCUUUUUACGAUCUGCAUUUGGACAGCGUUUGAAAAAUCAGGACACAUUCCGCAUUGUAACUGAUAUGAAUCGUACAAAUGAAAAACCCGCUCAUAAUGCAGGUGCACGACUAAUCAAAGCAAUACGACAGAUGGGUUUCAGUAAUAAAUGUUUGAUUUUUACUAGUGACAAAAGAACAGCAGAACAAAUUCUUCAAUCAGAAUUAAACUCAACAGAACGACAAUCAGUUUCGGUGUCUACGAAAACCAAUGAUUUACGGAAUUUCGUAAAUUUUGAUCGAAGACCAACAUCAUCACAGCGAUUAUACGCUGAAGAUUCAAACCACAACAAAAAAUUUGGAAGCUCAGCGCAUUCGAAAUUUCUUGAACAUGCACAUCAACCUCCGUGGGCCGUUCUUGCAGGAUAUCUCUCGCCGACACAUGAUUCGUAUGUACAUUCCAAAUUGGGCGAUCCUGCAUGGAUUCCAGCUGCAGAUCGAUGUCGACUUUGUGAAAAAGCUAUCGAGUAUGAAGGUUCAGCAGUAUCAUCUUGGAUUGGCGUUUCUCGAGGUGAAAGUGAAUGGGUUAAUGGAUUUGUUGACUUUGGUCCUGUUACUGAAUAUCUACGAGACUUUCUAAAUAGCACACUUGUCGAUCAAAACAAGAUUCUGAAAUAUCCAUUGCGUGUAAUACGCACAUAUCUUACAAAAGAUGAACAAUUAAAUAUAUCUCAAUUAAUAUGUCUAUUAUCACAUAUAAGUGAUAUAUUUGUAUCUUGGUCAAUUGGUUUUGUUAUUCUCGCUUGUACUAUACAUCUUGUUACAAUAGUAAAUUCAAAACGCUUUCCACAACCAACGCGUUGUCGAGUAUUUGGACUUAUAUUACUAAUGAUACUAUGUAGUUUAAUAUAUAAUUGGCAUAUUUUUUAUUAUCCAAAUUUAGUUAAAACAACACUUAUUAAUAAUGAAAAUUGGUCAUUUACUUAUUGUAAUAUUUUAUUUGGUCGACACAUGGGUUAUUUUUCAUAUGGUGGUUUUGCAAUAACAAAUAUUAUUAUUAUUAUUGUAUAUGUGUUAAAAGUACCACAAAAAACUAUAGCAGGCAUUGAUUUACAUCUUCAUGAUACAUUAUUAUUAAAAGAUGUUCAACCUUCUGAGCCAUCAGAUUCAUCAUUUAACAAUAUGCCAAUACAAAUAACAAAAAAAGAUGUUAAUUAUGAAACAACGAUAAUAUUAACUACAAAUUGUCUUUUUUUGAUAACAAAUAGUAUUGCAAUUAUUUAUAUUUAUGUUAAAUCAAGUCAUCGCUUACGUUUAACAAAAGAUUUGAAAACCUUCAAUGUGUAUCGACUUUUACGUAUGUUAACAUUAUUCGGUAUAGUUUUAGAAUUUUAUAUUUAUUUUUUAACUGGAAAAAAAUUUCAUAAAGAAGUUUAUCAUAUUUUACGUGCAAUACUUAAACAUACAACAUUAAGAAAUUAUUUUAAAUGUACAUGUUUAUCAGUAUCAGAUCGAACAACAAAUAUAUCCAAUUGA